This is a messenger RNA of Sander lucioperca (pikeperch), 2649 nucleotides long. RefSeq names its product RAB33B, member RAS oncogene family a (gene rab33ba). Gene Ontology annotation, biological process: Rab protein signal transduction. Lineage: Eukaryota; Metazoa; Chordata; Actinopteri; Perciformes; Percidae. The record is from RefSeq and is a predicted model, not a curated record. The transcript is spliced from 2 exons. Bases 275 to 982 code for a protein of 235 amino acids. Gene Ontology annotation, cellular component: Golgi apparatus; endosome. Gene Ontology annotation, molecular function: GTPase activity; GTP binding.
UGGACAACAAGUACGUGGCUUCACAGCUGAGGAGGACUGGGAGUGUUUUUAAGAUAAAUAUACGGGAUGUUUAUUAACCCUAUGUGAACGGAUGCUUCACAUAUGACCCAGCAGCGGUACCGGGAGCAGCGGUAGUACCACGAACGGUACCGGGAGCAGCGGUAGUACCACGAACGGUACCGGGAGCUGGACGGACUGCCGCCGGUGCAGGAGCCGCUGCUGAAGGCUUCCCUGCGGACUGCUAACGGCAGCCGGGGCAGCCUGUCGGUGUGAUAUGGCGGAGAGCGGCUCUCUACCGAGCUCGACGCUUCCGCCGCCGAGGACUCGCAUCUUUAAAAUCAUCGUGAUCGGGGACUCGGGGGUCGGGAAGACCUGCCUCACCUACCGCUUCUGUGCCGGGAGGUUCCCCGAGAAGACCGAGGCCACCAUCGGGGUGGACUUCCGGGAGAGGCUGGUCGACAUCGACUGUGAGAAAAUCAAGAUCCAGCUGUGGGACACUGCAGGUCAGGAGCGCUUCAGGAAGUCCAUGGUGCAACACUACUACCGCAACGUGCAUGCUGUUGUCUUUGUCUACGACGUGACCAACGCUUCCAGCUUCCGCAGCCUGCCGGCCUGGAUUGAGGAGUGCAAGCAGCACGCUCUGGGCACAGAGGUACCCAGGAUCCUAGUCGGAAACAAGUGCGACCUUCAAGACUCAGUCCAAGUGAGCACAGACGUGGCGCAGCAGUUCGCCGACGCCCACUCCAUGCCCCUGUUUGAGACGUCUGCCAAGAACCCAAACGGCCAGGGAGAUGGAAGCGGUGGCGGAGGAAACAGUGACCACGUUGAGGCUAUUUUUAUGACGGUGGCCCACAAGCUGAAGUCUCAGAAGCCUCUGGUAUUGAGCCAGCCGCCCGGGGGAUCAGGGGGUACCGUCCACCUGAGCAGGGGGAGGGAUGAUGGGGGAGACGGGGCCAGGAGCUGGGGCUGCAGCAGCUGCUGAGGCUGCACAGGAGGACCCAAGAGAAUGAAAAAGGGAAAGAGUGGAGGAUCAGCUGAAUGGCUUCACAGUCAGCACAAACAUGCAGAUGAAUCUCUUUCCAAAGCCUGUGCUUAACUUUAUAAAUUACUUUAAAUGUUUUAAAGUGGUAUUUACAGUACAAUUGUUGUUUGUGAAAGCCAAAAUCUGUCGUUAGUUCAUGGAAAAGGAUCCUGAACAAGAGGCCAACAAUCUGAUUCUAAAUCAGUUCUCCUUCAAUCGUAAUUUAAGUCUGGAGCCUGCACCGCUGAGCUUUAAAGUCACUUUUCUUCAUGGAAACACAGUGGCAUUAAUACAUGAUUUGCCAUAUAAAUGUCUUUCUUUCUAAAACAGCUUUACUAAGAUAUGAUGGGAGAGCAGACUGUUGGGGUGGACAUAAUAACAGAAGACCUUUAUAAUACAAUCUAUUUGGUUUUGAUUCAGCCGUCUCACUAAAGGUGACCCGCAGUGUUUCUCAUCAAAACAUCAAAGUGUAGUUGUGAAUGCAUUUCUGUCUUUAAAAUGUAAUUGCAAAAGCAACAUUUCAAAUAUUUAGAAGCUAUGUGUCUAUUAAACUGCUGAAUGUGUUAUCACCAUCAGCUGCGGAUCAGUCUCGACCAUACGUGUACGUUCAGUACGUUUCAGUGAAAAGGUGUCUGCUGCUGCUCGUGGUCAAAAACCCACAGGACACCUUUUUUAAAUCUAAGGAUCGGAAACCUUGAUUCUUUAGAAGUCAUAUCAAUCGACCACUCUGUUUUUUAUACGUUUCACUGUGAGGUGUAUGUCACGCAGGCAGUGGCAUGCAGAGCCAGCAGUAGUUACUUGGCAGAGGCAGCUCUAACCUGUUAACAUGGGAGACGAAAUUAAAACGGACACGCCACGCAGCCAGUGUGCAGGAGGCCUUACUGAUAAAUGCUCUGGAAAGAUAUUCACAGAAAUAACAACGUGCUGUUAUAAAGGAAAAGUAUUGCUUUAAAAAUAGUCCUGAAGUAAUCAUUCACAUUGCUGUGAGUGGUCGCACUGCGUGCCAUGAUAAAUAAUCACAACAUAACAUCAGUGAUUUGGUCAUCCUCCCAGAGUCAGGGUAACCAGCUGCAAGGCUCCGGAUGGUUAGCAUUUCAUCUUUAUAAUCUCAUUACUUUAUCUACUGGUUGUCGCAAACAGCAGAAUGGGACUAAAUGGUGGCAGUGUGGGGUCAGCCGGCCCAUCAGAGAGGGAAAGGGCCGUUCUUCUGUAGUGUGCACCUCCUGCAGACACUGUACAUCAAGGGUGCUGCCUUCAUCCCCAGCUUCUCUUGUACGGAAACUUGCGAUUCAGUAUUCAGCAUGUUGCUGUUAAAUCCUUGAGCCGGUGGCGUUACCGUGCACAGCUCCUCCGCUGCUCACGCUCUGCACUACUGCUCACUGUGACUGUUUGAUUGGUUUACAUUUGGUUGCUGCUUUCUUCAAGUGUCCUUUGUUUUUAAUACAUGCCCCCCCCCCCCCCCUAAUAAGACUUCCUUUGCCUCAUCUUCACUUCAGCCAUGAACACAUAAUGCUCCUGUAUCUCUCAUUGCCCAGAAAGAAAAAUGCUAUCCCUUCACAGUGACUAAGAACCAAACUACUGGGUCGAGGUUAGAAUGGUUUGUAAUAAAGUAUCCUGAACAUUUCAAA